This is a messenger RNA of Emiliania huxleyi CCMP1516, 204 nucleotides long. RefSeq lists its product as hypothetical. The transcript has a single exon. Gene Ontology annotation, molecular function: calcium ion binding. NCBI's taxonomy places the organism in Eukaryota, Haptophyta, Isochrysidales, Noelaerhabdaceae. The annotation marks the transcript as partial. The record is from RefSeq and is a predicted model, not a curated record.
GCAAGGGUGCUCGACCUAUUCCGUGCUCUUGACCGGAACGAGGAUGGGCUCGUCUCACGCGGUGAGUUGCGGAGCAAGCUGAUGGGGCUGGGCCUGCAGGUGUCGCCGCACGAGCUCAACGAGCUCUUCUACGCCCUCGAUCCCGACGGCUCUGGCGCCAUCGACUAUGAGGAGCUCCGCCGCGCUCUGCUCGAGGCUGGCCGA